Anopheles darlingi is the source of this 827-nucleotide messenger RNA. Its product is annotated as UPF0389 protein CG9231. NCBI's taxonomy places the organism in Eukaryota, Metazoa, Arthropoda, Insecta, Diptera, Culicidae. The record is from RefSeq and is a predicted model, not a curated record.
GCCGCUUGCGGUCUGUGGCAGGCUUCUAUUCGUACGCGGCGAAACGUUCCGCACGCGCCGCUUGCGGUCUGUGGCAGGCUAAAAACCGAAAAUAAAGUAUAAAUACCACGAUAAAUAUCACCACAAUCAAGCAUAAAAGCUCGAGAGAGUAAAAUCUAGUUAUACGAUCGCUAGCUUGUGGUUUGUGUAAAGUGAAUUUGCGCCUCCAGCCUUCGCGAUGCACUAUUUGCGGACUUUCGCGUGCGGAUUCGCACGUACGACGGUCAGCAGCGCGGGUCUUUCGUCACGUAGCGCCACCGCACGAUCGUUCUGCUCGCAGAUCGAACCGAAACCUACACCCAAACCGACGGCCACUGGAAAUGGAUCGACAAUCAGUGCACACACGCACGCUCCAAACAAUCUGGAAAAGCGGAUGUUGGUGUUUACGAAGCGAUACAAAUCCAUCGAUGAAGUUCCUAAUUUUGUGAGCCAGGAAAAGAUGGAACGGGUGCGAAAUCAGGUGCGCAUCAAAGUAGCCAACUACAUGAUGAUCGCUACCGCGAUCGGAUGCAUCAUUAUGGUGAUCAGUGGAAAGAAGGCCCAGGAACGUGGUGAGACGGUGUCCCAGAUGAACCUCGAUUGGCACAAGGAGUACAAUGAGAAGGCACAAGCCGAGUACGAGGCUGCGCAGGCGGCACAGGCGAAAAAGUAAUCCGCCAGCACGUCGUUUCGGAAUAUUGUUUUGAAUUGAUAGCUUCGUUUUAAUGUGAAUUGUUGUGUUGGGCAACUAGUACCAUAGCUUCUGCUGUAUUCUCGUGUAAAUACAUAACGUACUCUCUCACCUGUUA